AUGCCCGCGCUCGCGCCGCCUGCCAGCCUCCCCGCGCCCGUGCCUGCCUCCCCGCGCCCAUGCCUGGCUGCCCGUGCCCGCGCCACCUCCCCGCGCCCGUGCCCGCCUCCCCGUGCCCGCACCCGUGCCUGGCUGCCCGUGCCCGCGCCGCCUAAGGAGCUGUCCAUUGCUUCUGAGGGUCUGAAACACAGGGUUUUCGAGGUAUCCCUUGCUGAUCUUCUGGCUGAUGAGGAUCAAGCUUACAGGAAGAUCAGACUCCGUGCUGAGGAUGUGCAAGGGAAGAAUGUCCUCACAAACUUCUGGGGCAUGGAUUUCACCACCGACAAGCUCAGGUCGCUUGUCAGGAAGUGGCAAACACUCAUUGAGGCUCACGUGGAUGGGAAGACUGUGAGAACAACAGAUAACUACAUGCUUCGCAUGUUUUGCAUCGGCUUCACCAAGAGACGCCCAAACCAAGUAAAGCGCACCUGCUAUGCGAAGAGCAGCCAAAUCAGUCAGAUCCGCCGCAAGAUGGUUGAGAUCAUGGUCAACCAGGCAACCAGCUGUGACCUAAAGGAGCUUGUUCAGAAGUUCAUCCCUGAGGUGAUUGGGAAGGAGAUCGAGAAGGCAACAUCGAGCAUCUUUCCCCUGCAGAGUGUGUUUGUACGCAAGGUGAAGAUCCUGAAGGCCCCGAAGUUUGACCUGGGAAAGCUCAUGGAGGUGCAUGGCGACUACAAGGAGGAUGUUGGCAUGAAGGUCGACAGGCCUGCUGAAGGAGACGAGGCCAUCAUCCUUGGAGCGGAGGAUGUUGCUGCUGCUGCCGAGUAGAGGAUCACCUUUUGGGUGCUUCAACUUUUAGAUGUGGUUAUGGAUGGUGGUUAAAACUAAAUGUUUAGCUUUAAUUUCUGCAUGAGCACAAACAUUUUGCCUCUGUUGUGAAUUUUGAGAUUAUGCCACUGCGAGUUUGUGGCACGUUACAAAAAUUGCCAUUGAGAAAACGCUUGCUCGAGAAAUGCCUUCGAUUAUA
Messenger RNA from Brachypodium distachyon (stiff brome), 1006 nucleotides. Its product is annotated as 40S ribosomal protein S3a. Gene Ontology annotation, biological process: translation. The transcript is spliced from 6 exons. Lineage: Eukaryota; Viridiplantae; Streptophyta; Magnoliopsida; Poales; Poaceae. Gene Ontology annotation, cellular component: cytosol; ribosome. The record is from RefSeq and is a predicted model, not a curated record. Gene Ontology annotation, molecular function: structural constituent of ribosome. The coding region runs from base 1 to 807 and encodes 268 amino acids.